This is a messenger RNA of Bacillus rossius redtenbacheri, 8473 nucleotides long. Its product is annotated as odorant receptor Or2-like. Gene Ontology annotation, biological process: sensory perception of smell; detection of chemical stimulus involved in sensory perception of smell. The transcript has 3 exons. The record is from RefSeq and is a predicted model, not a curated record. Bases 75 to 527 code for a protein of 150 amino acids. Gene Ontology annotation, cellular component: plasma membrane. Gene Ontology annotation, molecular function: odorant binding; olfactory receptor activity. Lineage: Eukaryota; Metazoa; Arthropoda; Insecta; Phasmatodea; Bacillidae.
AUAACUGCUCAAUUUUUCCUGUCAUUUAUUUAACAUCAUUUUGAUUUUUAUUUUAAAUCCGAUGCUUACUAAGUAUGCUAAUAAAUAUGUUUAAAAACGUUAUACAAUACAACAUUUCCAUUGGUAUUUCAGUGAUAUUACAAGUGGUGGCACGUGCUACAGCCACGUGUUCUAAAGCGAGGGGAUUGCAAGUAGGUGUUCGCCUGCCACAGACUCCAGUGUCGGACGUGAACUUCGGAGGCAUCCUGCAGCUGCAGAUGUGCACCCUGGUGCACGUCAUCAUCUACUGCUGGGGCAGCGCCCAGGUCACGUGGCAGAGCGAGGCGGUGCUCCACGCCGGCUACUGCUGCGGCUGGCCUGAGGCGGGGCGAAGCUUCAAGCAGGCACUGAGGCUGCUGAUGACCCGAGCCGCACGCCCUGCCGGCUUCACCAUCGGCGGCUACGGCCCGCUCACCCUGCAGACCUUCCUGGGGAUGAUAAACUUUGCGUACUCCGUGUAUGCGGUUCUACGUCAGAAGUACAACUGACGGUUUAAGAAUCCCAGGGUGUUAGAAGAGAGAAGAUUAGUUACACAACACUUGGAGCAACAGUGAGCAGUUCUGUGUAUGUGAAUUUAAAUUAAAACAAAUCACAUUACUUGCUCUAAAGACUGCUGCCUUACUCCGUCAUCAUUCUUCGAAGCUACGCCCAGCUUCAGGUCUUGAGUAAAUAUUCAAGGUUCAAGAUCGAAGAAUCCUCCACGAUAGUAAAACAUCACUUACUGAGCGCAAGUGUCCAGGGGCGCAAAUCUGUAGGAUUCGCAAAAGGGGUGAGAAAUUCUCAGGGGGAGGGGAGACGCAUCUCGAGAAUUAUGGGCUUAGUUUUCAGUCGGCACAAGUCAUCUCUGUAUGUUGACUUAAGCAUAACACUUUACAAUAUAAAGAAAUUUUCCCCUAAAACAUAGUUUUGACGUUUAACGUUUAUCAAUUCCGUUUCACAGUCACGAUUUUGCAAGAGCAGGCAGGCACCCUCUGUGAGGGGCUUCUUAAUUCCAAGGGGGUCCGCCCCCCCCCCCCUCCCUGUUAAGCACUGUUAAGGUCUUCAAAAUCUACAACACGGUUUUUGUUUGAUGCCGUUAUCACAAAAAUUAUGUAAAUCACGCAAAAAUUUGUUUUGCAUGUAAAUGCCUAUCCCACGGCCAGAGUGAAUUUGGUUGAAGCCCAACCUUAAGAAACUGCUUUCCCAAAUUUUAGAAUACCUAGCUGAAUUAAUAAAUGCCAUGUUUGAGUACAGUAUUUUCCAUCGCAGUGGAAAGAAGAAGCGAAUGUAACAGUUUUCCAUAAACCAGGAAAAGACAUGACACUGCCCCAAAAUUAUAGGUCCAUUAGUUUGCUUAGCACAGUGUCAAAAGUAGCAGAAUGUAUAAUUCUGCAGCGACUUAAUAUUCACAUCAAAGAAAAUAAUACACUGCCAAACGAGCAAUUUGGUUCACGCAGCAUGCAUUCAACAACGCAUCAUUUGAUCUGUAUGACACAACAGAUAAUAACUGCAUUUGCUCAGAAUAGAUAUAAUCUCGCAGCGUUUUUGAACAUAGAAAAAGUCUUUGAUAGAGUAUUUCAUGAAGGCUUAAUUUAUAAAUUAUAUCAAACUGCGUUCCCUGAUUGUUAUAUUAAAUAACAGUUCUCUUAUUUAAACACUCGAUCGUUUAAAGUCACGAUAGAAGGAGCACAGUAUGCUUUAAAAUAAUUAAAGCAAGAUUUAUAUCCAUAAUAUGCCUAAACCCGCAUACCGAUCAGCCCAGUUUGGCUGCUUCGCGGACGAUACAGCGUUGUUGAGCAGAUUUUUUUGGCAUUUUAGAAUUCGCAGCAAACAGACUGCAAACCGCGUUAGAUUCAAUAGAACAGUGUUGCACAAAAUGGUGAAUUAAGGUAAACCCUACCUGAUCAGAAGCUAUAGAAAUUACGCGUAAACAUAUUCCGCUACUCAUAGGCAUGAUUAACACUAUCCAAUGAAAAAAUUCCUCACAAAAAUGUUGUUAAAAAUUUAGGCGUGUAUUAUUGUGCGAUCACAGACGCGAAAAGAAAAGCAGCUUUCACUAGACUCAUGAUCCUCUACCCGGUCAAGAGUAUACGAUUAUGUAGCGCUGUUAAAAAUGGUAAAGUAAUUUAAAAAGCACUAAUAAAACCAAUAACAAUGAAUGCGGUGCCACUGUAGGCAACAGCAACCGAAACACAUUCAAUAAAGUUGCAGAGAAUUUAGAAUAAGAGCAUUCGUAUUGCGGCAGAUUGCCUUGUUCAACGCCAUGCACACAGAUCUUAAACUCAAACUUCUGAAGGUUUGUUACAUCAGAACUGCUCAGAAAUGUUAUGAUAUUUGUGCAAUAAGUAGAAAUCCUCUUAUUUCUUCUCUUGGGGAAGAUGAUCAAGAUUUGCACCGUAAAUAUCAAAUGUUGAUUAAGAUUCUUCAACAGAGACCUCCUAGUCGCGCUGUGGUUGGCAGCUUGUCUGGCCACUAAGAACGCAGCUUAAAAUCAGAGUACAGACCCCAGUUUGGCUAUUUAUGACUGAUAAGAAAAUUUGACAGUGACUUGUACAUUACGUAGUACAGCAAGUACCUUGUCGUGUCCCUGGCGGUGGCCAGAGGCGCUGGCCAGAGGCGCUGGUGUGCUUGAGAGGCAGAGAAGUAGCCCUGAUGAUAGGCCGGGAGGGCUAGAAUGGGUCCCUGAAAGGUCGCUCCAGGGAGGGAUGAUAGAGCGGUCCCCGAGGGGUCACUUCAGGGAGGUAGGAUAGAGCAGUCUCAGAAGGGUCGCUCCAGGAAGAGAGGAGAGAGCGGUGCCCAAAGGAUAUACCGUGGAUAUACCGGUCUCAUCCACAUUAUAAAUUCUGGAUGCUGGGAAAUGAAAUGCUAUUGCACAAACCAGGAAAUAUUCUAGGACCUAAAGACAAGUAGCAAGUAGGAUUAACGACAAGUUGGGAGAGAGGAAAGAGUGUGACAAUAGUUUGCACUGUGAGUGCUACCGGAAAUCACAUUCCACCCAUGUUAAUUUUUCCAUGCCGAUGAAUAUCACAGCAGUUACAGAAGGGAGGAUCACGUGAUGCAAUUUAUGCAUGUUCCAAGAAUGGGUGGAUCAAUGAAGAUCUAUUAAUGGAUUAGCUACAGCAUUUCCAAAAGAUAACUCGACCAACCUUCGAAGAUCCUGUCUUACUUAUUCUUGACAACCACUCCAGCCACAAAUCGUAUAGGGUGUACUGUAUUUAUUUUGCAGAAAAAAUUAUAUACAUAUACUGUCACUUACACCCCAUUCGUCUCAUCGACUACAACCCUUGGACAUCUGUUUUUAUGGACCUCUUAAUAAUGCUUUUGACAAAGAAUGUUAACUCUACAUGAAUACUCACAGCAGCCAGAACCUAAAAAUCAAAUAAAUAAGUAAAUAAAAAUGAAUGUUCAUUUGUUUGUCCUGUAUGCAUUCCUAAACCAUUCAUCCGAUUGUGAUGAAACUUAGGUGAGUUGUUAUGCACAUGCCCGCGAAGGUUUCUGAAUUAGUACAACCAUUUUACAAUAGGUGGCAUGCAAUUAAUUUCAACAAAUGAAUGUGUUUCAUAUAAUUUAAUUUGGUGUAUGAGUGCCCAUGCAUGACAGAAUUAAAUUGAAUUAAAUAUAGAAGAGAGAGGAAGAUAUAUGCAUAGAUAGAGAUGUAUAUAGAGAAAACAUGAAUGCUGGGCAUUAGCUAGUACGUAUAAAAUAAAAUGACACACACUCAUUGAAUGAGAAAUAAUAAAUAUAAAAUUUUUGUGUUUUGAGCUUAAGUUUUGUUAAUAUUUGGAUAGGGUUAAAGAUUUUAGUUGCCUCUCGGUGGCUUAUUAUAAUUAAGUAGGGUGUUACACUGUGUUUUGACAUGCUUUUUGAUGUUAUUUAGGUUUUAUUGCUAUUUAUCAAAAAAUCUUGUCCCUACAAAUGAGUGAUAUUGAAGCAUAAACUAGUGUGAACACACAGUCAUUCCAUCAAGUUGAAUUAUAGUACAAAGCACAGACAAGUACAGUCAAGUUUCAGCAUAAUGUUACCAGAAAUUUUCUGUAGCCAAACCAAAUUUUUUAUGUAUUUCAAAACUCCUUACACUAUUCACAUUCAACCCAAGACAGUUUUUAAAAAUGGGCAAAAAUCUGUUAAAUUACCUGAUUACAGUGAAAUAACUUGUCAUCAACAGAUUCAAGCAAUUGUUUCAAAUCAUCAGGACCUAUGACGGGUUUCCAGCUCAAAGCCAAGUCUGCCUGGAAUACGUAUCUAUAGGGACCCCAGAAAAUGGUAAAUAAAACUGGCUCAUUUUGGUGUAAAAAAAUGACAAAAGCGGUGCAAAAAAUCGGUGUAAAAAUAAGCAAUCGGUAGAGACCCCAAAAAAGGUGAAAAAAUUAUGCCAUUGGCGGUGUAAAAAAAACCUCAUAGCGGAUAGGCACUACAAAGUAGCAGACUCUGCCUUACAUCGGCCCACUUUGUCUGUCGUUUCAUCACACAAGAAUACAAUCUGUUUGUCUUCUACAGCGUGCCUUACUGCUUCCUUAUUUGCCUGGCCAAUUUUUGGGACAUAAGUUUCUCUAAGAGUGUUGGCUGAUGGCAAAUCCCCUGCACCUUUAAUGUAUACAUAACUUACAAUAUACUUAUAAAUAGGUAUAAUUUAUAAGGUUAUCGCUGAAAAUAUUAAUGGGCUAAUUUACUCAAAACAAUUUUAAGCUAAACCUAACCUAACCUAACCUAACCUAACCUUUUCAAGAUUACUGCUGGAUUACAGAGUCAAACCAUCAAUCACAAUCAGUCAAAAAUAUCUUGUGGUGUGCUCACCAUUUCACAAUGCAAUCCAUCCUAUUUAUGUGUUUGUUAAUCUGAGGUACUUGCAUAUUUAUUUGAAGUGAAGGUAAGUUGGGCCUAAAGGUAAGUUAAUUGAUAAUAUUGUAGGCCUACAUAUGCUUAUGAACUUUUAUUAGAGGGGGAAAACAUUUCUAAAUAAAUAAGGCUAACCUUCAACAUGGGUGUUAAACCAUUCCCUCAUAGCUGGAUGAUCAGCUUUUUCCAAAGGAAUGUUAACCUACAGCAUCAUAUUAACAAACUCAGAAACAAAUUCUUGUUUUCUGCACUUUCAAGCUUGUUUGCUUUAUUCACGCUGUCGCCUAUCGUGAUUUGUUUAGACACAGUAGAAUUUUCUUGACAAAAUAAUUGUCUUUUCUGUUUUGUUUUGUGUGUGUCAUUUGCCACAUGCUUUUUGCACGUGUCUGUGUGUCCAAUCAACCCGCACGUUGCAGAACUUGCACAUCAUAAUUUUGUCCCGCUGAUCAAAAAUAUAAAAUCCAUCCGAUUUCAUCUCUCUUUCGCGAUCAAACAUUGUCGAAGUUUUCGGCAUCUUAGCCAUAAUUUCAAUUGUAUCACUAAACUUACAAAAUGUGGACGGUAUUUGGAAACACUCAUAGAUAUGUGCACGAAAAAAUGACUGCCAUCUUAGCUCCAUGCGAUUAAAUUAGGUUAGAAAAAUCGACACCAGUGCGCCUUGCGGCAGAAACGACCAUUAUUCAAAACACGAAAACUGUGGACAGUCAAUUUUGUUAUGUUGGUAGUGCGCACAUAUCGAUUGUUGAUAUUUGUUACACUUUGUUUUCAUUUGCGAUGGCAAUAUUUACUGCUUGUAAACAGAGUGAUAAAAAUACGUGGAUUUCAGAAACGUGUCAAAACGAAGAUAAUAUCACGGCACUAGUCUUUCAGUCUAUGUUUAUUUCACGCCUGUUUAUGAUGGCGUAAAUAAAUAGAACUUGCGACAUAAGGACAUUAUUUUGUGCGAAAAAGCGUGGAUUUCGCACGAAAAUUCGUGAAUUUCGCGAAUAUGUCGAAAUCAUAGGAAAGUCGCAAAAUUCGUUUCAAGUAUCAAAUUUUCGCGUUAUUUCGUGAAUUUCGCGCUUCACCAUUUUUCGGGGUCUCUACGUAUCUACCAUCUUCUCAUAGAUUUCCCUUCCACUCAAUCAGCCCUCGUUCACUUCCAGUAUUCCCGUGUCCCUCAAGGUCUCUCACCUUAAACUCUUCACAUCCUUCCCUCAAUCACUUUCUUCACGAGGCCAGUCCUUUCCUUCCACACCAUUCCUAUCUUUUCAGCAUCUAUUUUAAACUAAGUUUUAAAUACUUCUAUCCCUAGAAUGUUAGAAGCAUAAAAUGUUGAAUACCUACUUUCUGUAAAUUGUUAAAAAAUAAUUAACGUAGGUAUUAAACUCAAGGUUCAUAGCAGAUUCACCGAUCAUUAUAUCCAGUCAGGUUGAAGUCACUAUGUCUGUUCACUUUAUUUUGCAAAAUCUAACAACCUUCUUAGCUACUUCAAGUUUCCAAACUUUCUAGCAUUGGCAGCAACUAUCUUCAUGCUAGUGCAUCAUUGUUAACAUUUUUUCUUUCUUUUUUUUUUAACAGACAACUUCUAACCAUAUCUACCAUGUGCAGGCUAAAAACCCUCCCAGAUUCGUAGCUGAUGGUAGAAUACAUAUACAUACAUAGUACCUACAAGAUGAUAUGCACAGCAAAAACAACUGUUUGAUAAAUAUAAUUUAUUUUUGCUAGAUGCUCAUUCUACACUUGAAAAUAGUCUACUCCCAUUUACACUUCACGCCAUUUUUAUGUGGCAUGUGGAUUUCAUGAACUUAAAAAACAGUAAGCCAUUCAAAUUUUCACUAUCAAAACUAAGUUUGAGAUACCUCAUCUCAGUUUAUUCAGAAAACAGAUUAACAGUAUCAUGCUAUGAGACAGGGAUUUGUUUUACUAGAUUAAUGUGUAAAUUAUCACAAUUUUCUUUAAUUGCAAACUUUAUUAUUUUAAUUUUCAGAACAUAAAAAAAAAAACUAUAAAGCCUACAUGCACUCUAUUCCAAAGAGCACGCAUACCAUUGAAGCGCCCGCCGCGCUUCUGUGACGUCAUCUCCGUGCCGCAGCCUUCCUUUCCUUCUCCCCUCUUAACCCCUCUCCGCCUCAAGGUGCCAAUUUCCCCUUCCCUUUCUUUCCCCCUAGCCUCUCCUCAAUUGUAGCGACUGCAACGCCAUCUAGCGAAUAGUAUAAAUGAGCGCGUAUAACUUUUAAUUGUCUAUUUCGUGGGUCUCUCUUGGUGGAAGCAGGUCGUCUCUGGCCCGGUCGAGGGGCAGCUCGUCUAGGUAAAAUUCUUCAGGAGACGGAGUUAGUGUGUGCACACGAUGGCCGUGCGAGUAACGUAAAUAUUAAAUAUGCUUGCCAGCCUUGAUUUUCAUGUAGCCAUCCCUUUUGACUAUGACCUUCACUUAAUUUAUUUUUCUUUGUGCUGGAAGCAUUUGCUUACUCCCUCCUGCAUGUGGUUUUGAUUUUAGUUGCUGCGCGACUUGCAUGGUCGGCAGUGGACUCUUAACUUAUUUCAACGGCAUCCAGACCACGCUUUGAUUGCUUUGGGUUUAGAAGUAAGCACGUUAAGUGCCCGAUGCCGCCCUUGUAUUUGUUUUUUCAUAAGAGCUUUCAGCUCCGUAUGACGUAAUUUUACGCAUCGUUUUGCCUCGAUUUUGCCCUCUUUCUUUUCCUCCCAGCUGUACCCCCGACCGGAGCCAUUUGGUUAAGGCAUACCCCCCCGUGAUCUAGCAUUUUUUGUUUGAGCACUUCUCUGUAUUACGCUUACCUAGCCUUGGCAGUGAAUGUCAUCAUGACGAGACCCACUGAAAAUUGUAGCUGUAACAAACCAUGUAACCGAUCCCUCGCUUCUCUCUUGGGCUUGCAUUUUUGUCCGCGGGACUACGCUCUCUAUGAGUAAUAGAUAUUUAAUAUGUUUUUUUUGAGGAGUGCACAAUUAACGUUAUAUUAGGUGUUGGUUUAUUUUGUAGUACAUAAUUCCUUGCCCCUACACGUGUUUGGACCGCUCGUAUAGUCUGUAUGUAUAUUGAGUCAGUUCCUAAAGUUGUUAACAGCAACGUACGUCUUGUGAAUCACGUGUGUAAUGACAUAAUGUUCACUAUGAUUUUGGUCUUCGCUCGCCUCCGGGCCGUAACGUAAUGCGUACGCACGUAUACUUGAAUAUUGGUUUCUCUCCUCUCUUAUAGUGUGUGGUAACUGAGUUAUAAUUUCGCACAGAAAAUGAGAAAAUGUCUAUCCCCAUUGUCAGAGGCGACUGUUUUAUACUGCAUGAUCCAGGGCAUGCCUAGGAAAUUCAACUUGUAUCGGAGAGAGAGAAAGAAUAUUAACUUGUUGCUUGUUGCUUGUUGUUUCGUACGACUGUAAGAGAUACGCAGUAGUAGUGUGUUUGUUGAAUCAGAGUACAUUGGGCACAAGGUUCACCCUAGUUUUUUCCAUAAGUAAGGACUCAGUAAAGACAUAAGGAGUGAAAAUCAUUGUGAAGGGAAUAAACUUCAUUAAAUGUAUGCUAAUUUGUAUUUGCUACGCACAUGCCUCUAGCUGGCAUCGAAUCCGUUGACAGUGUAUGUAUAUGUGUUAAGUUUGCGAAAUUAUAACGUUGUUAAGUGCGA